AAUUUUCUUGAACAUUUCAAUCUGAUGUUCUUGGUUCUAUAUGGUUUGUUGGAUGUUCUUGAAAAAAUUCUGUUUUCCGGUGGGUUCAAAGAAAAACACUGUUCGGCUAUUUGAUUGAUUAUUUCUGAUCAGAUGAUGUUGGCGAUCAAGUUUGAAAAAAAAAAUUCUUUGUUGUCGAUUUGGAUUCCAAGUUGCUUCUGGAUGUUGCUGCGCAAAAACAUGGUAUAUAUUUUUCAAAAACAGGAAUGAAUUCAAUUGUUCAAAACAGGGACGAUCUGGUUCUGGUUAUACAACGAUUUGCAGAGAGAUGAUUCUAACAUGUUCUUCAGCAAAUUGGCUUUUUCUUGGGUGAACCCGUUGCUUGCUAAGGGUUACAAAAAACCGUUAAUUCUUGAGGAUAUUCCAACCUUGGAAUCCGUAGAUCAAGCCACGGUUGCCCAUGGAAAAUUCACGAAUGCAUGGGAUUCGCUUAAAAACGAACAAACCAAAAAAAAUACUAACAUGGUUUUUAAAGUAUUAGCCAAAGUUUAUUGCCGAGAGAUGGUUUUAUCAGGAGUAUGUGUCUUUAUUAGGACAAUAGCAGUUGUGGCUAGGCCGUUGCUACUCUAUGCUUUCGUCGGCUACACAAACCGAGAAAUUGCAGAUUUACGUCAAGGGCUCUUUUUAGUCGGGAUUUUGAUUGUAGUUAAAGUGACUGAGUCACUGAGUCACAGGCAAUUUUACUUUAUUGCGCGAAGAACCGGUAUGAGAAUGAGGUCAGCUUUAAUGGUGAAGGUGUAUGAAAAACAACUUAAACUUUCUAACACAGGAAAGAAACGACAUUCUGCUGGAGAAGUUGUGAAUUACAUUGCCGUUGAUGCUUAUAGAAUGGUUGAAUUUCCUAUGUGGUUUCAUGUGGGCUGGUCUUCUUUCAUUCAGUUAUGUCUAGGUAUUGCUGUAUUGUUUUCUAUAGUAGGAAUAGGUGCAUUUCCAGGUUUAGCCCCUCUAAUCAUAUGUGGACUUCUUAAUGUACCCUAUGCAAAAGCUAUUAAGAAGUGUCAAUUAGAAUUCAUGGUGGCUCAAGAUAAGAGACUAAGAUCCACUUCUGAGAUCUUGAACAACAUGAAGGUUAUAAAGUUACAAUCUUGGGAACAAAAAUUUAAAGAAAUAAUUGAAUCUUUUAGAGAGCUUGAAUUCAGAUGGUUGUCUGAAGCUCAGUUCAAGAAGGUUUAUGGCACGAUUUUGUAUUGGUUAUCGCCAACACUUGUUUCUUCAGCCAUACUUAUGGGGUGUUUGUUUUUCAGAAGUGCCCCUUUAGAUUCUGCCACUAUUUUUACAGUUAUGGCAACCUUGAGAACUAUGUCUGAUCCCGUAAGGUUUUUACCCGAGGCGAUUUCUGCAUUAAUCCAAGUCAAUGUAUCGUUUGACCGGAUCAAUUCUUUCUUAGUUGAUGAUGAACUGAAGGAUGGUUUAGUGAAAAGAGACCAAGAAAUGGAGAGACCAGAUUAUUGUAUUAAAAUAGAAGAUGGGAAUUUUGCAUGGGAUCCCGAAUUGUCUAUUCCAACACUUAGGGAUGUAAAUCUUAAAGUAAAAUGCGGGCAGAAAGUUGCAGUGUGCGGCUCAGUUGGUUCUGGAAAAUCAUCUAUCUUAUAUGCUAUUCUUGGAGAAAUAUCCAGAACUUCAGGAGCAGUGGAUGUAUUUGGAUCAAUUGCUUAUGUUAGCCAAACAUCUUGGAUUCAGAGUGGUACAAUUCAAGAUAACAUUUUGUAUGGAAAGCCAAUGGUUAGAAAUAAAUAUGAAAAAGCCAUAAAGGCUUGUGCUUUGGAUAAAGAUAUUGAAGUUUUUGAACAUGGAGAUUUAACAGAAAUAGGCCAAAGAGGGAUUAACAUGAGUGGUGGUCAAAAGCAAAGGAUUCAACUAGCCCGAGCAGUAUACAAUGAUGCUCACAUCUAUCUUCUAGAUGACCCUUUCAGUGCGGUAGAUGCACACACUGCAACAAGUCUCUUUAAUGUAAGUUUGCGCCUUCUUAUAAUGGCAUCCUUGCAAAUAUUUAGGCUUUCUUCUCUAUAUUAUUGAAAAAUUAGAAUUAUGAACAUAUUUUUAUUGUAUAUGGAUUUGCAG
Molecule: messenger RNA, 2100 nt
Organism: Helianthus annuus (common sunflower)
Lineage: Eukaryota; Viridiplantae; Streptophyta; Magnoliopsida; Asterales; Asteraceae
Product: ABC transporter C family member 8-like
Exons: 2
Coding region: 319-2055 (578 amino acids)
Biological process (GO): transmembrane transport
Cellular component (GO): plant-type vacuole; vacuolar membrane
Molecular function (GO): ATP binding; ATP hydrolysis activity; ABC-type transporter activity
Source: RefSeq, a predicted model, not a curated record